GUUGAUUCUUCCCAUUGCAACUCAACAGCAAUUAUGAUUGCAACCGUACUGUCGGACUGUAUACCAUUUUUCUUUCUGCGAGUCUAUCGACGGACUGCGGUGCACCUUCCAUUUCAUAUCUUCCGGCCAAAUGAGCUAAAAGUGUAUUAAAGUGGUUGACAAGUAUCUGGAAAACUUAAUUUGCGUUGCCUCUAGUCCGAUCGUGAAGGGAAGCUGCCGGAGCAAACGAAUUUGCAUCUUCGUUUGGUGAGAAGAUUAGUUUGGGUGGAUAUCGAUUGAUAGAUAUUAAACGGCUGUCGCCAAGUCCCACUCCUUCCAAUCGCCCAUCAGAGUCAGUCACUGCCCUAAUCCUUCGCCAAUGCUGUGCAGCAUUCCGCUUUCCGGAUUCUAAUCCUCCGCAGUGCCGCUACUCGUUAGGCCUUUAGAGUUCAGACUUCAGCAAACAAAUUGAAAGAAUCACAUAUCAGGUGUGGGACCUGGUAAGGUGUAGAGUGUAAAAUGCUCCCAACCACUUCUCCCAAUCACCCAGUGUGUUAUUUCGUGGACAACAGAAUCAGCACUGUCCAUAAGAACAGUCAGAGGAAAACAAAAUUGUUAUGCUCAAAUCCAUGCUCACCUAGAGUUUAUUUUCCUCGAGGAGUUCAGAUUCUUAAGAAUACCAGGCCUGCACAACUAAAACGAUGUUAUGUGUUACCUAAUACUACCGAUGGGCAUAUUUGUGUAUCUGCCUCUACAGAAGAUGACACAGUUGCCAGCUUUCAGUUGAGUAAUGAAUCAGAAACCCUGUUCAGUAAAUGGUCUCCUCCUAGGUAUUUAUGGAGGGGACUAUCCGUACUCAUCAUAGCUGGACAAGUGAUCAUACGGAUAGUAAAGGGUAAAAUCCACUGGAGAAACACCUUGCAACAACUAGAGAGGGUUGGCCCUAAAUCCGUCGGCGUUUGUCUAUUGACCUCAGCUUUUGUCGGCAUGGCCUUCACAAUUCAAUUCGUAAGGGAGUUCACAAGGCUAGGGUUAAACCGGUCCGUGGGUGGGGUCUUGGCCCUAGCCUUUGCAAGAGAACUAAGUCCGGUCGUCACGUCGAUUGUUGUCGCUGGGCGGAUUGGUAGUGCAUUUGCUGCAGAGCUAGGCACGAUGCAGGUCUCUGAGCAAACUGACACGCUACGGGUUCUUGGGUCAGACCCAGUUGACUACCUGGUGACCCCACGGGUGAUUGCAUCUUUUAUCGCUUUACCCAUUUUGACCCUGAUGUGUUUUACAGUUGGGAUGGCGUCCAGUGCAGUUCUGUCUGAUGCUGUGUAUGGGAUUAGCGUCAACAUAAUAUUGGAUUCUGCCCGAAGGGCGCUUAGGUCAUGGGAUAUUGUUAGUGCAAUGAUCAAGUCUGGGGUUUUUGGUGCGAUCAUAUCCACAGUCAGCUGUGCUUGGGGUGUGACGACACUUGGUGGGGCCAAGGGAGUUGGAGAGUCAACCACUUCAGCUGUCGUAAUAUCUCUAGUCGGUAUUUUCAUUGCUGACUUUGGACUCUCUUGUUGCUUCUUCCAAGGAGCCGGGGACUCUUUGAAGAGCUGUGUUUGAUGUUCUUUUUUUUCAAAUUUCGAUAACCUUCUUUGGUGUUUUUUCUGAAGAAUGAAAAUCUAGUUGACUUGGUUUUGAGCUUUUGCCGUUGUAGGUAUGAGACAUGGUGCUGAUCCAUACACAUUGUAUAUUUAAUUCAUUUGUGAAUUUAAAAGGUAGCUGAAAACUUCAAUAUACUGUGAAAGUUGACGUUAUUGGCUACCAGUUGGAACUUGAAAUACUAUGUAUGUACUAUGUUAUUGGUAAUAAUAGUAUCUUGUGAAAUUAGUGUAUGCUAUACUCG
Cuscuta epithymum is the source of this 1855-nucleotide messenger RNA. NCBI's taxonomy places the organism in Eukaryota, Viridiplantae, Streptophyta, Magnoliopsida, Solanales, Convolvulaceae. The record is from the annotation of a GenBank genome assembly.